Messenger RNA from Malurus melanocephalus (red-backed fairy wren), 1816 nucleotides. RefSeq names its product myeloid-associated differentiation marker-like. Lineage: Eukaryota; Metazoa; Chordata; Aves; Passeriformes; Maluridae. The record is from RefSeq and is a predicted model, not a curated record. Gene Ontology annotation, cellular component: membrane.
CGGUGCCACCCGCGGGGUGUGGCCAGGAUGCAGGUGCCCUCCCUGUGGUCACCUCACCUGCCCUGCCCGGUGACGGCAGCUGGCACAGCUGGACUUUGAGCCGCUUAUCAGGUGGUGGAGGCGCCGGGAGGGGAGCGGAGGUGCCGGAAGGGAGCAGAGGUGUCGUCCACAAGGGUGUGAAGGGGCUACACCCAACUGUGACACCCCCCUGUCAGGGGCACCCAGCACCGGCUGCAGUCCCUAAACGCCUCAGGGGGUCCCAGUGGGUGCUGCCCCGCUGGCCCUGGCACCGUGUGGGGACGAGGCUUCAGGGCGGCACCCCCCGGUCCUCCAGGGGUGCAUGAAAGGCCUCUUUGUGCCUCCUGCCGUGGGCAGGGCUGGGGCUCAGCGCCAGGACGGUGGCACAGGAGCUUUCCUGCCCGCCCCGGCCCCACCGCGGCGCUCGGCGUCACCGCCCUUUGCCCAGCCCCGCGUUAAUCAUCCACCCGCCCCCUGCACACCGGCGUGGUGGCAGCGGCAGCCGAGCCGGGGGUCCUCGGCACGGGCGGCUCGGGGGUGCUGGCGGCUCCCUGCCCUGCGCCCCACCCCUCUUCCCCAGCGCCCAGAUAAGAGCGGCUGCGGGCGGCACCCACUGCCCGGCGCGGCGUGGGCACAGAGCGGCCGGACCAUGGCCGUGGCCACAGUCAACCUCCGUGCCCUGACCUCUUGGGUGGGCAUCGCCCGGCUCUUUGCCGUCGUGCUGUCYUGCCUCGCCUUCAGCCUGGUGGCCUCCACAGGGCACUUCGAGGGUCCCUUCGGGACGUGGUGCAUGUUCACCUGGUGCUUCUGCUUCGCCGUGACACUGCUGGUGCUGCUGCUGGAGCUGCUGGAGCUGCAGUCGCUGCUGCCGCUCUCCUGGGACGACUUCACCUCGGCUUUCUCCAUGCUGGCGGCGCUGAUGGUGUUCACCUCCUCGGUGCUGUUCCCCGCCACGUUCAUCAGCAGCCCCUGCAGCAGCAACCUGUGCGCCCGGCAGGCCGUGGCCACCACCGCCUCCUGCCUCUGCUUCCUCGCCUACGCCCUCGAGGUGGGGCUCACCCGUGCCAAGCCKGGGGACAUCAGCAGCUUCCUCUCCACCGUGCCCGGCCUCCUCAAGGUCUUUGAAGCCUACGUGGCUUGCCUCAUCUUCUCCUUGCUGGAUGAGUACAACGGGGUGCCCGGCCUGAUGUGGUGCGUGGCCGUCUACGCCAUCUGCUUCAUCUUCACCCUCCUCAUCAUCAUCUUCACCAUCGGCCGCUGUCUCACCUACAUCCCCUGUCCGCUGGAGAAGAUGCUGGUGGGGUACAACUUCCUGGCGCUGCUGAUGUACCUGACCGCCACCGUCCUCUGGCCUCUCUACAGCUUCAGGGGACGCAGCCGCCCUGACCCCUGCGGCAGGAACUGCUGGUGGAACAAGCACCUGGGGGUCACCUUCCUCACCAUCUUCAACCUCAUCGCCUACUUGGUGGACCUGGUCUACUCCACCAGGAUGGUUUUUGUCAGGGCACCUCCCUAAGGGCUCGGGGCGGGGCUCGGGGCGGUGGGACACGGCUGGGUGUCGGUGUCGGUGUUGGUGCCGGUGUCGGUGCGGGGCUGCCGGCGGAGCUGAGGAAGAGGCUGGAUGCCUCGGAACGCUCCCUGUCCCCGCACCGGAGCAGAGAGCCAGGGGGUGCUCCCAGGGGUGCGCUCAGCCUGGGGUCUCAUGGGCUGCACAGACAGGGGGGCCGGAGGGGCCACCAGGGGCUCCCCAAACCCUGGAGCUUGAGGGGGCUUUGGGAUUAAAUUGGGUCAUUUUUCA